Messenger RNA from Penicillium odoratum, 255 nucleotides. Its product is annotated as phenylacetyl-CoA ligase. Lineage: Eukaryota; Fungi; Ascomycota; Eurotiomycetes; Eurotiales; Aspergillaceae. Bases 1 to 255 code for a protein of 84 amino acids. The transcript has a single exon. The record is from RefSeq and is a predicted model, not a curated record. Gene Ontology annotation, molecular function: CoA-ligase activity.
AUGCACUAUAUCUUACAGUUUUUUACAGGCGAUAUUGGACGUGAAGACGACAAGGGCAAUAUGUUUAUCACUGACCGCUCAAAGGAUCUGACCAAGUUCAAGGGUUACCAGGUAGCACCAGCCGAGCUCGAGGAUCUGAUCCUGCGACACGAGGCUGUAAAAGACGCGGCUGUUCUUGGCAUUAUGAACCACAGACUUGCAAAUGAGGUUCCGUUAGCCAAUGUCAUAGUCAAUUCCGGCUACCCCGAGAAUUAA